AUGGGUGCUGGAUAUAAGGUUCCUACUAUGCAUGCCCUUCGUGGUAAUUUGUUAAAUAAGUGGGUUGAUGACGUGAAGAUACCGAUAGAGCAAUAUCGUUCUAUUUGGAAGGAUACAGGUUGUACUCUUAUGGAAGAUGGAUGGACUGAUCGUUGUAGAAGAACUCUUAUCAACUUUUUAGUUUAUUUCCCCAAAGGAAUUGUUUUCAUAAAGUCUGUUGAUGCCUCUGGUGCUUCUAAAACUGCAGAAACAUUGUUUAAGCAUUUCAAGGAAGUAGUGUUGUAUGUUGGCCAGGAAAAUGUUGUUCAAGUCGUUACAGAUAAUGCUACGAAUUAUGUUGCUGCUGGAAAGUUGUUGGAAAGGGAGUUUCCUAAGUUAUUUUGGUCUCCUUGUGCAGCACACUGUAUUAAUUUGAUGUUGCAAGACAUGGGGAAAUUAAAGGAAGUAAGUGAGACAGUGUCACAAGCUUCAAAAAUUACCAAAUACAUAUAUAAUCAUUGUUUUGCUUUGUAUUUGAUGAGACAACAUACAGGUGGAAGAGAAAUACUUCGUCCUGCUCCAACCCGCUUUGCUACUAAUUUCAUUGCAUUGCAAAGUAUUCUGUCUCAUAAAGAUGCACUAAGAGUCAUGGUAACAUCCAAAGAGUGGACAACCACAACUUAUUCCAAAGAUUUCAAGGCAAAGCAAUUUGUGGAACAAGUCUUAGACUCAAGCUUUUGGUCUAAAUGUGCUGACAUAGUGAAAAUUACAGAACCUCUUGUACGUGUGUUGCGUAUUGUUGAUAGUGAAGAUAAGCCGGCUAUGGGAUAUCUCUAUCGAGCUAUGUAUAAAGCAAGAGAGGAGAUUGAGAAGAGGUUUAGAAGAAAUAAGUUGAAAGUAGAGCCUUAUUUGAAGAUCUUGGAUAAUCGUUGGGAUGCACAACUUCGGAAAAAUCUCCAUGCUGCUGGUUAUUGGUUAAAUCCAUCUUGUAGAUUUGGUCUGGAAUAUGAAAAAAACAAGUCCACCACCCAAGGCCUUUUGGAUGUCAUUGAAAAGUAUGCUUAUGAUAGUAAGGACUUGCGAUCUAAAUUAACUGCUGAGAUGAAUUCAUUCAAAAAUUGUGAAGGUAGUUUUGGAAGGACAACAGCAGUAGAAAACCGAGAUGAAGUUUUGCCAGAUCAAUGGUGGGACACUUAUGGAACCGAAGCACCGAAUUUGCAAAAGUUGGCUAUUCGGAUUUUGAGUCAAACCUGUAGUGCAUCUGGUUGUGAACGAAAUUGGAGUGUGUUUGAACACAUUCAUUCAAAAAAUAGAAAUAGAACCAAGAAGAAACAAAAUUAUGAUCCUAUUAAUUUUGAAACAUUUGGUGAUCAUUCUAAUUGGGUGUUGGAGGAUUCCCCACCAUUAUUGACUAUUGAGGAGGUGGAAGCGCUACGCAAAGAUCUUGCUAGUAUGACAAUCCAACCUAUUUCAAAUGAUAUUGGUAUGGAUUCCCCACCAUUAUUGACUAUUGAGGAGGUGGAAGCGCUACGCAAAGAUCUUGCUAGUAUGACAAUCCAACCUAUUUCAAAUGAUAUUGAUGCACCACUUAACUCCGGAGAAAACAACCAAAGUAAUGAUAUCAUUGACGGGGAAGAUGUUGCAAAUGCAAUUGAUUUUGCCGGAGAUGGUUUUGAUAUUGAAGGAGAUCCCAACAUUGAGAUAAUUUUACCUCCUUGGAACUAA
This is a messenger RNA of Vicia villosa (hairy vetch), 1704 nucleotides long. RefSeq lists its product as uncharacterized. The record is from RefSeq and is a predicted model, not a curated record. Gene Ontology annotation, molecular function: protein dimerization activity. NCBI's taxonomy places the organism in Eukaryota, Viridiplantae, Streptophyta, Magnoliopsida, Fabales, Fabaceae. The coding region runs from base 1 to 1704 and encodes 567 amino acids. The transcript has 5 exons.